AUGACUUGCAAACGAUUGUUUGCAGAGAUACACAACAGGAGACAACUACAACUCAAGGUUACACCAAAAAAAGGUAUCAGUGGUGUAACAUUGUUGGACAACUCUGAUGUAGAGAUGAUCCACAACCUUGUGGGGGCGCCUCGGAACCUCCCACCAACAUUGACACAUCUCGAGCUUGGUCCCAAGUUCAGACUGAUCAAUCAUUCCUUCCUGCCGCCAUCGCUCACAUCACUCAGGUUGAAAAGUACAGUGCACUAUAGCCUGAGGUUUGAUCAGUUGCCACCAUCACUCAAGACUCUGGAGCUUGGUGAUCAUUUCAAAAAAUAUUCACCGGAAUAUGGUACGAUGCCACCAUCUAUCACAUCAUUGUCACUGGGCAAUGAGUUCAAUCAAGAGUUAGAGCCAGGCCUCCUACCUGCGUCACUCAUAUCGUUGACUCUGGGUGUCAAAUUUGACCGACCAAUAGGCCAGCGAUCACUUCCCCUCACUCUGGAGACACUAAAUAUUGGUGAAGGCUAUAGACAGGAGUUUGGAUUGGGAGUGCUGCCAUCAUCGCUCACCUCUCUCUCAUUCCACGAGUAUUCAAUGUACAAAUUAGAGUUCAUGCCUGGAGUGUUGCCAAACGGACUGCAAUCAUUGACACUUGGACAGCAUUACAACAUCAAGUUUAAAGUCGGAUCACUCCCAGCAUCACUCACACGCUUGGUAUUGGGCCAUAAGAGAUGUUCAUAUUAUAAUCAAGAGUUUCAACCUGGUGUACUGCCCGCUUCACUUCGCACAUUGGCUGUGGGCCAUUCAUUUAUUCAAUCGAUUCAACGAGGCGUUCUGCCCAACUCUUUGACCAACUUGGAUGUACCCUUGUUUUCUGGCCGAGUUAUCGAGCCAGGUGCACUUCCCAAUUCACUCAUAACAUUGAAUAUCAGCGUCAGACCAGUGAUCACGGUUGGAAUGUUGCCCAACUCACUCCAAACACUCUACAUCUCCAAUGACCUUUAUGGUGGAUUGCCUGUGGGCGUACUUCCAGAGUCAUUGACCAUGCUAUCGCUCGAGUAUUGUCAAUCUUUCAAUCUUCCAAUUGCACCUGGCGCGUUACCAUCGUCACUAAAGACAUUGAUAAUGAGUCUAUCAUACUAUCACCCAAUCGUACAAGGUACUCUACCAUCAUCAUUGACAUCACUAAAGAUGUCUUGCAUCAAUCAGAAAUUCAAACCUGGAAUGUUGCCAUCGUCGAUCACCACAUUGGACUUUGGCAGCUCGUACUCCUGUAAACUGACUGCCAAAAAGCUGCCAUCAUCACUCACAUCGCUCAGAAUUUGUGGUUCACCCCUGACCUUCCCAAGAUUGGAGAGACUUGAGAUCAAUACCUUGGAUUGCAUCUCAUCGAUCAAGUGUGAUUAUAUUGGAUCACUGGUCGUCAAAAGUAACAUUAAUGACAAGAAGCCUAACAGUGCGUGGCCAUCGACCAAGCUACACUUUGGAUCAUUCACAAUUGGCGAUCGAUCAUUUCAUGCAACGACGGAUCCCAAGCAUCGCGUACAGCAAAUCAAGUCGCUGAUCAAAUCGAUACCAAACGCCGAAUCUUACAACAUACACAGCAAAAACUGGAGUGUUCAACUUCGCAAGACUGAUCCAUGGAAUACAAUCAUUCUCAUCAGUACAUACAAUCGUCGUCGAGAGGAGGAUGAUGAACAAUCAGUCACCAAGAAGAGAAUACUAUUCUUGACCAUUGACAGGCCUGGAGAGUUUGUGGCAGGAUUGGAACAAGAGAUCAAACGUUUGAACCAAGAGAUUGACCAACUCAAGUGUAAAGUGGAACAAUUGGUUCAAGAGAAGAAGGAGGAUAGCAAUAAGUUAGAGUCAGUCACCAAUCAACUCAAUCAAUGUUUGAAGGAAUUGGAGAACAAUGUGGUUGUACCUGCAGGAGUAGCUUCACCAACCAAGCCUGUUGCCAAGAGUACAAGAAAAAGGAAAUAA
Molecule: messenger RNA, 1974 nt
Organism: Acytostelium subglobosum LB1
Lineage: Eukaryota; Evosea; Eumycetozoa; Acytosteliales; Acytosteliaceae
Exons: 1
Coding region: 1-1974 (657 amino acids)
Source: RefSeq, a predicted model, not a curated record